Molecule: messenger RNA, 2394 nt
Organism: Durusdinium trenchii
Lineage: Eukaryota; Dinophyceae; Suessiales; Symbiodiniaceae
Source: the annotation of a GenBank genome assembly
AACAGCAUUAGUCCAAGGAGCUUUCGGCGUGUUGCAGAGCUGUUUGUUGCUCAGAUUUUCAAAGGACUGAAGGCCUGUCCCAGCAUGGACCCCUUGCGGAUCGUGUUACUCAUAGCUUUCAGCCAAGUGGGCGCUGAAAAGGUGUACCCGUUUGACAAGGUGGAUUUCAUCGGGCGCUGGUUUGAGGUUGGAGCUCAACAGGCUUCAAGCUGGGGCACUGUUUCUUUUGCAGUGACCUUCAAAGGCUCAAGUCGGUUGGUGGCUCGCAUACAACCAUACAAUGUGGAGAUGUAUCACACUUGUCAGGUGGAUGACAACGAUCCCUACGUUUUGUCACAUCAAAGUGGAUUGAUGGAGAUUGCAAGGGGACUUGCCAAGGAAGAGACCCACACCAUAAAAUGUGGCCGCAACACUGAGGCAUUUUAUGGAGUGACAAUUUUAGAUGCUCUCUUGGUGGAUGACAGCUGUGUGGCAUUGUCUCCUCCAAGCAUAGCAAAUGAGUUACAUGUGGAGUUCCUGGGUGAUUCUAUCACGGCGGGAUGGCAGGUCUUAUUGAGCUCAGGCUCAUGGGAACAGGGCGGUCCAAGCAACGAGGAUGUAUUUCACAGCUAUGCUGGACGCUUAGCCCAAGCUUGGACAUCAAAUUGGCGUGUCGUUGCCCAAACGAGCAUUGGUGUCCUGCCACAUUACUCUUUCGGGACCAACUUCAAAGGUAUGAAAGAUCAGUUUCUAUGUCGAGAGCUAAAGCUCUAUGAGCCUUGUCCCAAGGAGUGGAAUUUCGAGUGGCAAGCUGAUGUAGUUGUGAUUAAUUUGGGAACCAAUGACUUUAUCUUCAACAAUCCAAGUGAGUCUGAAUUCCAGUCAGCAUAUGCAACAUUGAUUGGGCUGGUUCGAAGCAAAUACCCAACGGCCCUGAUCUUUUGCAUUGUGCCCCUGGUACAAUCUUGCAAGCCUGAUGCAAAAUGGCAAAAAAUGAUAAAUGGAAUCACGAAUGCAGUGGCGAAUGCAGUGAGUUCCGGCGAUGAACGGAUUCUAUUGCAAGGCUCUGGAGAUACACAGACAAGAUUGUUGGAUUGCAUCAGUGACUACGUCGAUCAGAUCCAUCCCACUCAGCAGGGCGCCCUACGCUUUGCAGAGAAGUUGCUACCCAUGAUGACGCCAAAGAUUCGAGAGAACUUUCCUGAGAAGUGUCAAGGUGAAGGAAACACAUGUGGAGCUCAGAGCGCUUCAACCACUGGCCUUAGCAGAACAAGCUCACAAACGACAGACACUACAAUUGUUUCCACCUCAACUGUUGGUGGAAUUGGUGGAUCUGGUGCGAUGUGUUGCUAUCCCAGUUGCAAUGACCCUGCCAGGGUAUGCAAUGAUGAGACGGAGAGCGAAUAUUGCACCAGUUCUCCUGCAAAAUGCCAAGCUUGUGGAGGGGAGUUGUGUGGUCCCACAGCGACAUCGACCAGUGGAACGACGUUACCAGCUACCACCGAAAGGACCACUAUUGGGACCACCUCUCAAAGCUCUCAAAGCGCUGAGUGUUGUUAUCCUGACUGCAGCAGUUCUGUGUGCAACCCUUCAAACAGCUAUUGCAGUCGGUCCUCAGAGAAUUGCCAAAAAUGUGGUGGUGAACUUUGUGGAAGGGUAGAGACACCGACAGAGAGCCCGACAAGUACAAUGGUUACAAGUUCCGCUUCAGGUGGAGAGCUCUUCAAGUGUUGUUAUCCCGAUUGCAGUUCCCAAGUGUGCAAUGAGCCAGAAGAUAGUCCUUAUUGCACCAGCUCUCCUGAAAAGUGCAGCAAUUGCGGUGGGGAGCUUUGUGCUUUUCAAGCCAAUGGGCUGGUCGCAACUUCCCUAAGAGAUGAGAGCUAAAGAAACGAACAGCAAUGCCCUAGUGCCCCAGUCGGCAGUACCCAGUCACUACCCCGUCAGGGUCCAAGCCACGCGACGCCAUUUGCUUCUAGCAUCUCAGGCCUGUGUAGAUGGCCUAGCAAUUUUGUGUUUAGAGGUGUUUCCUGCCAAGGGGAGUUUUGCCUUCACGAUCUCUCAUGAAACAAUCUCACUUGCCUACCCCCUUUAGGUGGCACUGGAAUGGCCUCUAGUUUUGAUAUUUGUCAGGAGAAUACAGAAACUGGGUCAAGAGCGCACAGAAGCGUGAAGGGCAUUCCUGUGAAGCUUGGUUUCUAAAGGUAGACUUCUGCAGAACAUGGGUGUUCCUUUUGCUCGCUUUUUUCCCGAUUUUGACCCAGUCUACUUGGGCAGUAACACUCCAUCUGGCUCAAUUUCGGGUGGACACUGAAGAGGACCUUCCCGAAAAAGAGCUAAAGGACCUUGUAAAGGCGCUGCGAUCUCCGUGGGCAAAAAAGUCGCACCUUUGUUUUUCUUCAUAUUACACGAUUGAAC